Ctenocephalides felis (cat flea) is the source of this 3369-nucleotide messenger RNA. Its product is annotated as DNA polymerase delta catalytic subunit-like. The transcript is spliced from 18 exons. Gene Ontology annotation, molecular function: nucleotide binding; DNA-directed DNA polymerase activity; 3'-5'-DNA exonuclease activity. Gene Ontology annotation, cellular component: delta DNA polymerase complex. The record is from RefSeq and is a predicted model, not a curated record. Bases 70 to 3339 code for a protein of 1089 amino acids. NCBI's taxonomy places the organism in Eukaryota, Metazoa, Arthropoda, Insecta, Siphonaptera, Pulicidae. Gene Ontology annotation, biological process: DNA-templated DNA replication; DNA replication proofreading; base-excision repair, gap-filling.
CGUUAUUUGUGCAUUUUAAUGUUUAUUUAUUUAUAAGUUGUUUUAUGAUAUAAGUAAGUGAUUAUUAUCAUGAAUAAGCGAAAUUCUUCACAGCCUUGGAAUAAACAAGUUAAAAAGUUUAAAAAUGAUGAUGAUGAAGAUGAAGAAUUUUCUUCUAAUUUUGAAGCCGAACUUGCGGCUAUGGAUAUUGAUGAGGUCCCUACACAGAUUGCUUUCGGAGAAGGACCAGAAAACCAGCUGACUUGUCAGAAAUGGUGCCGUCCAGAUGCACCAAAUUUUAAACCAAAAGAAGAUACAAUCUAUUUUCAACAAAUUGAUAUUGAUCAUGAAAUUGGGGCACCUUUACCUGGAAUGCCUGGAUCUCAGAUUGGUCCUGUACCCAUAAUGCGUAUGUUUGGUAUAACUAUGGAAGGAAAUUCUAUAUGCUGUCACGUUCAUGGAUUCAGUCCUUAUUUAUUUGUAACAGCACCAAAAACUUUUGAUGAUUCUCAUUGUGAGCCUUUCAAGACUGCUCUAAACAAAGCUGUGAUAGCUGACAUGCGCUCCAAUCGUGAAAAUGUCACUGAAGCAAUUUUAUCGGUAGAAUUGGCAAAAAGAAAAUCUUUGAUGCAUUAUAGUGGAGAUUCUGAUAACUUAUUCAUAAAAAUAACAGUUGCUUUGCCAAGGUUAGUAGCUGCUGUUAAAAGAUUAUUGGAGAAAGGCGAUAUUUAUCCAGAUGGGGGGCUACAUGAUUAUAGAGCAUUUGAAACCAAUAUUGAUUUUGAUAUCAGGUUUAUGGUUGAUACUGGAGUAGUAGGAUGUUCAUGGAUUGAAUUACCGGCCGGCAAGUGGAGGUUACGAAAUGGUUUUUCUAAUCCAAAGCCUAUAUCUCGGUGUCAAAUUGAGGUUGAUAUAGGCUGGGAUGCUUUUGUUGCCAAAGUUCCUGAAGGCGAUUGGGCUAAAGUGGCACCAUUUCGAAUAUUGAGCUUUGAUAUUGAAUGUGCUGGAAGAAAAGGAAUAUUUCCUGAGCCUCAACAUGAUCCUGUGAUACAAAUAGCUAAUAUGGUAAUUACACAAGGAGAACAAGAACCAUAUUUACGGAAUGUGUUUACCUUGAAGUCAUGUGCUCCAAUUGUUGGUUCUCAAGUAUUAUGUUAUGAUAAGGAAGAGGAGUUGUUAGAAGCUUGGGCAGCAUUCAUCAGAGAACUUGAUCCAGAUGUGUUUACAGGAUAUAAUAUAAACAACUUUGAUUUUCCCUAUUUACUUCGAAGAGCCGCACAUCUGAAAGUGAAAAAUUUUGAUUUUUUGGGACGAGUUCGAGACAAAAAGUCAGUUUUAAAAGAAACUGUACUGCAGUCAAAGCAAAUGGGUCGUAGAGAGAAUUACGCAAUAAAUUUUGAAGGCAGGGUUCCCUUUGAUUUGUUACUAGUUUUAUUGAGAGAUUAUAAAUUGCGGUCUUAUACCUUGAAUGCAGUAAGUUUUCAUUUCUUACAAGAACAAAAAGAAGAUGUCCAUCAUAGUAUUAUAUCUGAUCUGCAAGCUGGGAAUGAACAGACUAGAAGAAGAUUGGCUAUGUAUUGUUUGAAAGAUGCUUAUCUUCCAUUGCGGUUAUUGAAUAAAUUAAUGUGUAUUGUCAAUUACAUGGAAAUGGCUAGGGUAACUGGUGUCCCUCUAGGUUGUCUCUUAACGAGGGGCCAACAAAUCAAAGUAGUCAGUCAACUCCUUCGAAAGUCUAAAGAAGCUGGCUAUUUAAUGCCAACAUAUAGUGGACAAGGUUCUGAAGAACAAUAUGAAGGUGCUACUGUAAUUGAACCCAGAAGAGGAUAUUAUGCAGAUCCUGUGAGUACUUUGGAUUUUGCAUCACUAUAUCCUAGUAUUAUGAUGGCUCAUAAUUUGUGCUACACUACAUUAAUUCAACCAGGACAGAAGGAAAAAUUGGGAUUAACUGAUGAUCAGGUAACUAGAACUCCCUCAAAUAACUUGUUUGUGAAGUCAUCAGUUCGUAAAGGAUUGCUGCCGGAAAUUUUAGAAUCUUUGCUUUCAGCAAGAAAAAAAGCAAAGGCGGAUCUUCGAGAUGAGAAAGAUCCUUUUAAGCGGUCUGUUUUAGAUGGUCGUCAACUUGCAUUAAAAAUUAGUGCAAACAGUGUUUAUGGUUUUACUGGAGCACAAGUUGGCCGAUUACCAUGUCUAGAGAUAUCUGGGAGUGUAACUGCUUACGGUAGAACUAUGAUAGAACAAACCAAACAAGAAGUAGAGCGUAAAUAUACUAUUGCUAAUGGUUAUGAAAGUGAUGCUGUGGUAAUUUAUGGAGAUACAGACUCUGUCAUGGUCAAUUUUGGUGUUAAGAGUUUGGAACGAAGUAUGGAAUUAGGUCGAGAAGCUGCAGAGUUUGUAAGUCAGAAAUUUAUUAGGCCAAUAAAGCUUGAGUUUGAAAAAGUUUAUUUUCCAUAUUUAUUAAUAAAUAAAAAAAGAUAUGCUGGUUUGUAUUAUACAAGAACUGAUAAAUAUGAUAAAAUAGAUUGUAAGGGUAUUGAAACUGUACGAAGAGAUAAUAGUCCCUUGGUUGCUAACAUGAUGAACAUGUGUCUUCAAAAAAUUCUAGUGCACAGGGAUCCAGAAGGUGCUGUAGAAUAUGCUAAACAAGUAAUUUCAGAUUUACUAUGUAAUAAAAUUGAUAUUUCACAAUUAGUUAUCACAAAAGAACUUUCAAAAAGUGAUUACGCUGCCAAACAAGCCCAUGUAGAAUUAGCUAAUAAAAUGAAGAAACGAGAUGCGGGCACUGCACCCAAACUAGGUGAUCGUGUACCAUAUGUUUUAUGUGCAGCAGCUAAGAAUACUCCUGCAUAUAUGAAAGCAGAAGAUCCAAUAUAUGUAUUAGAAAACAGUAUUCCAAUAGAUAGUGCUUAUUAUUUGGAAAAUCAAUUAUCGAAACCUUUAUUGAGGAUUUUUGAACCUAUAUUAGGUGAUAAAGCUGAAUCUCUCCUCUUGCGUGGUGAUCACACAAGAACUAAAUCUAUGGCCACAUCUCGUGUUGGAGCUCUAUCUGCAUUUACAAAGAAAAAGGAAGCAUGUAUAGGAUGCAAAGCGUUACUUCCAGCAGGUUAUGAAAAAGGAGCUUUAUGUCCUCAUUGUAUUCCUAGACAAUCUAUACUAUAUAUCAAUGAAAUGGAAUCGCAAAGAAAUCUUGAAGAAAAAUAUUGCCGAUUAUGGACCGAAUGUCAAAGGUGUCAAGGUUCUUUACACGAGGAAGUGAUAUGCACCAACCGGGACUGCCCAAUUUUCUACAUGAGGAAAAAGAUUCAAAUCGAAUUAGAUACUCAAGUCAAACGUGUUGAACGGUUCGGUUUACCGAGCUGGUAAGAUUCAUUCAAAGACAAAUAAAUAUUUCUU